AUGCGGAAAGCCUCACAAAAACAGCCCAGCAAGCUUCUUAUUGGAGUGACGAUUUGGUUCAUCAUCACAUCAUUCGUGCACCGACCGCUACCCAAGGGAUUCACAGAUGGGGUAAAGGAUCGGCUUGUGAUGCAUUUGGUCGAGACAAUCUUGAGGGUUACGUAUUACUGGCCAGCCGAGUACUUGUGCCCAAAUGCCGGAUGUCGUCUGACGUUGACAAGAGCCGUUUUGAGCACACUUUCACAAGCCAUCGAUCCACGGAAUCUUUUUGAUUGGCACCCCACAUUGCAGCUUAGCACCGAAGAUUUUGAUGGGGUUCGGGUGCGUGUCUAUCAACCAAAGGAGAAUAAGACGUCUGAUGGAGCGGUGGUCUUCAUUCAUGGUGGCGGCUUUGUCAUGGGAAGCACAAGCAUUUACGAAGGACUUAUGCGGAAGAUGGCAAUAAUGCUAAACACGCUGGUUGUUUCAAUCGACUAUCGACUGGCUCCUGAAGUCACAUAUCCUGGUGGUCUUCAUGAUGUGGAACGUGCGCUCACCUAUCUCAUCAACAACGCUGCUGUUUUUGGCCUCGACCCAACAAAGAUAGUGCUCAUGGGUGAUUCUGCUGGUGGAAACCUCGCUGCUGCCGUUACACAACGGAUGCGCACAGUGAAUGGCGUUGAUUUGGCUGGACAGGUUCUUCUCUACCCAUUGCUUCAAUUCCACAACUUGCAAACGGAAUCGUAUCGGCACUAUCAUCAAGAGUUGAUGGGAUUUGCACUUGUUGAUCCAUAUUCGUUAGCCUUUUAUUACAUGUGGUAUGCUGGAAUUGAUGUCAAUGAACACCCGGAGUUGGCUUUGUCCGCUGUAUCAAAUGGACACGUUUCACCAAAAGUUCACGAUGCUGUUGCUGGCCUACUAGACUUUACUUCAAUUCCAUCGUCGUUACAACAUGAUAACCUGCCGGCCGUAUUGGAACCAAAGGAAAAUUCUAAGGCUAUAAAGCUUCUUGAGCAGCGGCUUAUGGAUCCAUCAUUUGCACCAUUGAUCGAAAGGAAUCUCACUGGCCUGCCACCUUCUUUUGUGAUGACGUGUCAAUUUGAUAUUUUGCGCGAUGAAGGUGUCCUUUAUGCUGAAAGAAUGCGAGCAGCUGGUGUACCGGUGGAGUGGAAACACUACGAUCAUGGAUUUCAUGCAAUGCUCAACUUUCAUAACGAAUUGCACAUCGCGCAAGAAGCUAUUUCCGACGUCGCUGGCGAGUAUUGUGCGGCGACGAGUCAAUGCCCACCGGGUUUCCAUUGUUGCACGUAUUGUCCAAUGGACGGCGAGUGUGGACCGAAUACGCCUUAUCGUCCCUAUUGUCGUUGGGGUCCUUGCCAGGAAGAUAUCAAUUAUGUCGAAUUCGUCGAAAGAGAGCGAAUCAUUUUGGAUGAUGAUGAUUUUAGAAAU
Molecule: messenger RNA, 1428 nt
Organism: Mesorhabditis belari
Lineage: Eukaryota; Metazoa; Nematoda; Chromadorea; Rhabditida; Rhabditidae
Source: the annotation of a GenBank genome assembly